Messenger RNA from Carica papaya (papaya), 1710 nucleotides. It is a transcript of the gene PGSIP5, whose product is annotated as plant glycogenin-like starch initiation protein 5. Gene Ontology annotation, molecular function: glycosyltransferase activity. Lineage: Eukaryota; Viridiplantae; Streptophyta; Magnoliopsida; Brassicales; Caricaceae. The record is from RefSeq and is a predicted model, not a curated record.
AUGCCGGCUAAGCCCUUAAGCUCCCACAAAUUCUUCCUUAUCCCUCUCUUAAGCCUCUCCUUCUUCCUCGUAGUCCUCGUUUUCUCCAUCAGGCCGUUUUCUGCGAAUUUGAACGACAUUGACCGCCGGCUCCAGUCUGAUAAUCGUCCGAUCGAUUUGAUCGACGAUCACGCAGGUAAUAUAACGCACCCCGUUUGGUACGAUCUAGUCAAGGAGAAGCUCAGUAGUGGGAGGAAGAUCAAGGUGGCUCUCGUGAACUUAAACGACGACGUAAAGGGUAAGUACCAGGUCGACGAGUCGGUAGCUGAGACUGUCCACGUUCAUUUCCGGCCGGUCUCAAAGGAGCUGAAAUGGAAAAAUUUAUUCCCGGAAUGGAUUGACGAAGAGCAUAAGUGGCGGGCCCCGCGGUGUCCGGAGAUCCCGAUGCCGCCGCUGGACGACGACAAGUACCGGGGACUGGACGUUGUGGUGGCGAAGGUUCCGUGCGGUACGACGUCGGAUAAGGGGGGAGUGAGGGAUGUGGUGCGGCUGCAGAUUAAUCUGGUGGUCGCCAAUUUAGUGGUGGAAAAUGGGAGAAUCGGCGAUUAUGACGACGAUGACGAGAUUGAUCGGACGGCGUACGUUGUGUUUGUGGGAUCGUGCGGGCCUAUGCAAGAGAUGUUCAGGUGCGAUGAUCGUGUGAAGCAUGUAGGGGAUUACUGGGUUUAUAAGCCGGAAAUGAGGAGGUUGAAGCAGAAGGUGCUAAUGCCGGUCGGUUCAUGCCAGAUUGCUCCUCCAUGGUCGCAGACAGGAAAAGAAAUCUGGAGAUCAUUUUCAAAGUCAAAAGUCAACGGAACCAGUAACUCCCGGAAAGAAGCUUACGUCACCAUCCUCCACUCCUCCGAAUCCUACGUCUGCGGCGCGAUCGCCCUGGCCCAGAGCCUCCGGCGCACGAACACCACCCGAGUCCUCCUCCUCCUCCACGACAAUUUCUUGACCACCCGUUCCGUCCGCGCCCUCCGCGCCGCCGGUUGGAAAACCCGUCUCGUCCACCGCAUCCGCAACCCUUUCGCCAAACAAAACUCGUACAACGAAUGGAAUUACAGCAAGCUCCGAGUCUGGCAACUCACCAAAUACGAAAAACUCAUUUUCAUCGACGCCGAUCUCCUCGUCCUCCGAAACAUCGAUCACCUCUUCACUUACCCCCAGCUCUCCGCCGCACCCAACGACAGGUUUAUUUUCAAUUCCGGGUUGAUGUUGGUGGAGCCUUCCGUAUGUGCUUUUGAGGAAAUGAUGGGGCAAAGCUUUAAGGUGAAAUCCUACAACGGGGGUGACCAGGGUUUUCUCAACGAGAUGUUCACGUGGUGGCAUAGGUGGCCGUCGAAGGUGAACAAGCUGAAGAUUUUUAAGAAGGAGAAUGCGAAGCGGCAGGUAGGAGACGACGUGUAUGCUUUGCAUUAUUUGGGGUGGAAGCCAUGGAUAUGCUACAGAGAUUAUGAUUGUAAUUGGGACAUGAAGGAUAGGUGGAGGUUUGCGAGUGAUUCUGCGCACGAGAAGUGGUGGGAGGUUUAUGAUUUGUUGCCGGUGGAGUUGCAGAGAUUUUGUGGGUUGACGGAGGCGAUGGUGACGAGGAUGACGAAGUUGAGAGGGAGAGCGGAGAACGGUAGUUUUAGUGAUAGACAUUGGAGGAUCAGAAUUAAGGAUCCUAGACAGUACCAUCUGGUUCAGUGA